CCGCUUUACUUAGAACUCAGUUAAGGGCACAGGUACGCGCUAUUCUCACCGGAGAGGUUCAAGAUCUGUCCUCGCUGCCGCUGAUAUACAACCGGGGCGCUUGGCUGGAAGAGCACAGCUAGGCGACCGCAGAGCGCUAGCACACGCACAGCGAGCAGAGCGACCAACCAUGGUGAAGAUGAAGAAGGGCGACCGGGGGCGCCAGGCGUGGCACGACACGGUGUCGCAGCUGGCGCGCGAGACGGGCGCGGCCGUGCCGGGCAACUCGCCGCAGAAGCGCCGCGAGACGCGGAAGCGCGUCGCGAAGCAGACCAAGGCCGCGAGCCGCUGGAUCGACGACGCGGGCCUCGACGCCCGAGACCUGACGGCCUGGGCGCGCGUCGACGCCAUGCUCGACGCGCCGAAGACGUCGCACCUCAUCGCGCUCGACGCGGACGACAGCGACGGCGGCGAGUACCGCGAGGACUCGCACUCCGACGUCGACAUGGACGAGGACGAGCGGCGGGCCGCGCGGCGCGCCAAGAAGAAGGACGCGCCGAAGAAGAGCCGCGAGCGCAAGGCCCCCACGAAACGCAAGAAGAAGCGGAACCCCGAGGAGGAGCGGCGGCGCCAGCGGCACCGCCAGCGCGUCCUGAGCCAGGUGCUGCUCGACGACUUCGCGCCGAGCCGCGGCGCGCCGGCGCCGCGGGGCGCGGACUACGUCGGCGCGGCGGCGCGCGCGCCGCGGCCCGCGCGCGCGCCGCACCGCGUCUGCGUCGUGACGGGCAAGGCCGCGAAGUAUCGCGACGCGGCGACGAACCAGUUCUUCGCCAACGCCGACGCCGGCGCGCUGUUGCGGGAGAACCCGCCGCCCUGGCUGCGCCUCGGCAAGCACGGCAGCGCGUACCACGAGGCCAUGCUCCAGAUCCGGAGCGAGCGCGAGGACGCGGGGGAAUCGGCGAAGGCGACGGCGGCCGCGCCGCGCCUUAACACCGACGGAUCGCCGCUCGCGCCGGGCCAGAAACCGGGGGACCCGGAUCCUCCCGGAUACUUCAGGGGGCGGAAGUUCGACUAG
Messenger RNA from Pelagomonas calceolata, 1054 nucleotides. Lineage: Eukaryota; Pelagophyceae; Pelagomonadales; Pelagomonadaceae. The record is from the annotation of a GenBank genome assembly.